Messenger RNA from Chenopodium quinoa (quinoa), 1053 nucleotides. RefSeq lists its product as uncharacterized. The transcript has 2 exons. NCBI's taxonomy places the organism in Eukaryota, Viridiplantae, Streptophyta, Magnoliopsida, Caryophyllales, Amaranthaceae. Bases 1 to 1053 code for a protein of 350 amino acids. The record is from RefSeq and is a predicted model, not a curated record.
AUGGAUAAGAUAGGAUUUUGGAAUGUGAGAGGCAUGAACAAACCAGGGAAGCUGUGUGAUGUGUUAUGGUUCUUAAGACAUCAUAAUAUGGGUUUCUUUGGCCUGUUGGAAACAAAAGUAAGAGUGAAGAAUUUUGGUAAAGUGUUUAAUAAUUUUGGGAGUGAUUGGUCUGUGAUUACUAACCAUUAUGUUAGCAAGUAUAGUAGAAUUUGGAUUACUUGGUUGCCUAGUGUUUUUUCUGUGGAUAGUUGUAGAAUAGAUUUCCAAUUUAUCCAUGUUUGUGUUACUCAUGUUGCUUUAAGAAAGAAGUUCUGGCUGACCAUGGUCUAUGGUCUUAAUACUGCUCUAGAAAGGGAGAGUUUAUGGGCUCAGAUUGCACAGAUUGCCCCCCCUGCUAAUACCCCUUGGAUCUUAUGUGGAGAUUUUAAUAAUAUCCUUAAUCUUGAGGAUAGAAUUGGUUCUCAAUGCUCUCUUGCUGAGGUGGAACAAUUUAGUAAUUGUUUAAGGGUCUAUAGCCUUUUUGAUUUCAAAGUUGGAGGUAUGUUCUACACCUGGACUAAUAAACAGGAAGGGGAUGAUAGAGUUUGCACUAAAACUGAUAAAGCUGAGUUUCUUCCUGGGGGUCUUACGGAACAUUCUCCCUGCUGUAUGAAUUUGGACAGUGCAGUUGGAAAUGUUAGAAAACCUUUUCGAUUUUUUAAUAUGUGGACUAAGGCUCAAAAUUUCCUAGCUAUUGUAAAGGAUGCCUGGGACAGACCAGUUCAAGGUUCUGCUACGUUCAGGGUUGUUAAGAAGCUCAAAGUUGUCAAACAGGAACUCAAGGCCCUGAAUCUAACUCAUUUUUCUUCUAUUGAGGGUGCUGAUAUUGCUGCAGGGAAACACUUAGUUGAUAUUCAAAGGAAGCUUAAUGUUGAUCCUAAUAAUGCAAGAUUGAGGAAUCAGGAGCAUGAAGCAAGAGUGGCUUAUAAUAAAGCCCAUACAACUAGGUUUAUGUUAUUGAAACAGAAAGCUAAAACUCAUUGGUUAAAGGAAGGUGAUGCUAAUUCUAGCUAG